Trichogramma pretiosum is the source of this 1988-nucleotide messenger RNA. RefSeq names its product venom protease-like. The record is from RefSeq and is a predicted model, not a curated record. The coding region runs from base 553 to 1725 and encodes 390 amino acids. The transcript has 7 exons. Gene Ontology annotation, molecular function: serine-type endopeptidase activity. Lineage: Eukaryota; Metazoa; Arthropoda; Insecta; Hymenoptera; Trichogrammatidae. Gene Ontology annotation, biological process: proteolysis.
UUUGCUACAGGUGUUUAAAUUAUUACCGUUAAUACAAUGGAUAAUAACUUCCGCAAUUCUCACGUGAGCACUAUUUGAGCAUAAUUCAUGAUGGCAUUUGAUGUUAAGUUAAAAAAAUAAAAGCACCAACUGCGAUCGCGAGAUGAACUUAUUUUUUUUUUAAUUUUAAUAAGUUAGCACUGUACCUGCACGUGUUUCAUAUUUUCAUUGAAUGAGUGUCUUGAAUUUUCAAGCGUCAUCGGAAACUUCGACGCUCAUUGCAUGAACACUACAAUUAUCCUCGACAACUUGUAUAUAAUGCCCGGCAAUGAUACAAAAGUUGUUAUUGAUACAGCUAACACGGUGUGAAGAUAAAUUUACUUCGAACGAGGAAAAAAACUAAUUUUUCUAAAUAAUAUACGAGAAAACGAGAUUCUAUAUUCAACUAUUCCAAUUGGCCCAAUGUUACACAGUCAAUCAUUUGACCAUGAUAAUUAUAACUACUAACCCAUUAAGCAGUGCCUUGUAACAGGGGAAUCCCAGUGAGUAUUGAAACGAAAAAUAGAGAAAAAGAUGUCACUCGGUUGCAAACUAACUUUAGCAGGUUUUUUACUGAUAACUUUGCACGCUGUUUGUCAACAGAAUGUUUCCGCCGAAGGUGAAAGUUGCAAGAACCAACUGUUGGCCCUGUCUCGCUCGGAUCACGGUGUCUGCAUGAAGGUGCGAAACUGUCAGCCUUACGUGACUCUGCUGCAGCAGUACGGCACUGCAGCGGGUGCUCAGCUACGAAACACAUUGUGCUACUACUCGGGUAACGACCCGGUCGUCUGCUGCCCCGACUACAACGGCAAUCCCUACUUCGGGGCUGGCAAGAGCAACGCCGUGAACGAGCCCGAUCCGGCUACGCUCGAGCCAAGCAAUACCAAUCGAAACAGCGAGUCCAGUACGAAUUAUGGGCCGUUACGCGCCCCGCAGUGUGGCUACAGCGACGUGCAGCACAACCGGGUCGUCGGCGGCGUACCUUCCGAGCUCGGAGCUUGGCCGUGGCUAGCAGCUUUGGGUUAUCGGGACGGUAGCACGGGGGGUGCCAACUGGCGCUGCGGAGGCAGCCUCAUCUCGGCUCGUCACGUGCUCACGGCGGCCCACUGCGUGUACCGGCGCAACGACGUCUUCCUCGUGCGUCUGGGUGAACACGAGCUCGGGCGCGACGACGACGGCGCCAAUCCGAUCGACGUGCCGGUCGAGCUCAUCACGCCGCAUCCGGACUACAGCAGCUCGAGCCACGAGAACGACAUAGCCGUCAUUCGGCUCGCCUACGACGUUCCGUUUACUGAUGCCAUUCAUCCGAUCUGUUUGCCGCUACUGCCUGAGAUCAGGAACAAAGAUUUUGUGAGGCACUAUCCUUUCGUGGCUGGCUGGGGAAAAUUGCACUUUGACGAUACGACGGGCUCCAACGUUUUGCAACAAGUUCAAUUGCCGGUUGUAUCGCAAGAAACUUGUCAAAACGCCUAUGCUCGCUUCAAGGCUCAAAUGAUAGAUAAUCGAGUUUUGUGCGCGGGCUUUACCGCAGGAGGAAAAGACGCUUGUCAGGGAGACAGCGGUGGACCACUCAUGUAUCCUUAUCGAAGCGCUUAUUACGCUAUCGGUGUUGUAUCCUUUGGCAAAGGCUGCGCUGAAGCCGGAUACCCUGGUGUCUAUACUAAAGUAUCAGAGUUCCUAGAUUUCAUUAUGACAAAUUUAAAUUAAAUUCAAGACAAUUGUUUACCCAUUUACAUAUGUGAAUAUAUUUGUCUUGCACAUUUAGACUACACACUAAUUUGAAAAUUUACUCGAACCAAGUCUUGAUUAUCAACCAUAAUUUGAACAAUGCAUUAUUUUACAUUAUUGAAAUAGAUUGCGCGAAUAUAAAUAAUUUAUAAUUAUUUUUAAUCAUUAGUUUUAAAUAUGUAAAUAGAUGUAAUUUUUUUUUAAAUUGUACGAAUAAAUUGUAUUAUGUAAAGCUAUGUGAA